Messenger RNA from Wyeomyia smithii (pitcher-plant mosquito), 643 nucleotides. RefSeq names its product protein G12-like. The coding region runs from base 1 to 627 and encodes 208 amino acids. Lineage: Eukaryota; Metazoa; Arthropoda; Insecta; Diptera; Culicidae. The record is from RefSeq and is a predicted model, not a curated record. The transcript is spliced from 3 exons.
AUGAAAUCUACCCUGGCUCUAAUCGCCCUGGUCGCAAUCUCUAGCGUUUCGGCAGUUCCAGCACCUCGUGGUCUGAAGGAAGACUUCGAGGAUUUUCUUGCACUGGUUCCCGUUGAUGAACUUUCAAAGUUGGCGCUCGAUUACUACCUGCACGAUAAGGAAGUUCAGGAUGCUUUCGCUUACCUGCAAGGCGAGGAAUUUUCUGCCGUUUGGGAUCAGCUAUUCGCAGUCAAUGAAGUUAGGGAUCUGCUGAAAUACUUGGAGGACGCUGGACUGCCGGUGUAUGAUGCUUUGAACUUCGUUGCUGAUUUCUUUGGCCUGAACCACGUGAAGCCAAUGGUGCGCACCAUUCGUAGUUUGAGAACCGGUGGGCUAUCAGGUUUCUUGGAUGAGGCAUUUGUGCUGCUGCCUACCGACAAGCUAAAAGCUCUAUUUGAGGAGAAGCUGCAAACUAGCCCCGAAUUCAAGGCUCUGUUCGAUAAACUGCAGCACACUGAUUUCCAGAAGUUGGUUGACUUCUAUAAUAAUUCCAAGGAAGUCCAGUCGCUGUUCCAGAAGCUUAGAGGCAUUGAUGUCGAUAAAUUCGUGGAUCUUGUCGCCGGAUUCUUCGGAUGGGGACAAUUUUAAAAGAUAACGAAGUCCA